CUGAACACUUCUUCAGGAGCCGGAAACAAAACAAGUUGUCAUGUGAUUUCUGCUUUUGUCUGGUAUGUAGCUGUAGGUGGAGAAGUCAAGGAAAAGGAUUCAGAGAAGCUGCAGAGAGUCUGGGUGACAAACACUGGCCGCCAUGGCUGAUGACUUGAAGAGAUACCUGUACAAACAGCUGCAAAGUGUUGAUGGUCUUCAUGCUAUAGUAGUGACAGACAGGGACGGUGUCCCGGUGAUCAAAGUUGCCAAUGACAACGCCCCAGUCCACGCUCUGAGACCUGGCUUCUUGUCCACGUUUGCUCUGGCCACAGAUCAGGGGAGCAAGCUGGGCCUCUCCAAGAACAAGAGCAUCAUCUGCUACUACAACACUUACCAGAUUGUGCAGUUCAAUCGGUUACCACUGGUCAUCAGCUUCAUCGCCAGUAGCAACGCCAACACAGGCAUCAUCAUGAGUCUGGAGAAGGAGCUGGCUCCACUAAUAGAGGAGCUGAGGCAGGUGGUGGAGGUGACAUAAGCUCCAACAGACCAGACUGUCCCCCUGUCUGGACCACAUCUGGAUCACAUCCUGCUCACUGUCUCUCCAUCUCUAAUGGUGCAUUCAAGUCCUGUGGGAAAUCCUGUCAGUUCGACAUGAUGAUUGGAAGUAUUCACAUCUUCAGACCUGUUUACAUCAUGGUUGAACUUUACUCUGUUGACUUAACUUCCUGCUGUUUUCUAUAGACUUCAGGUACUCUCCAUCAUUUCGCAUCUUCACUGCUAAGACUGAGCUCGUCUGAAUAAAUGUUUCAUUUCAGCACCUAAACUGGUCUUCCUUUGUUUUUCAUUGUUUUGAUUUAAAAUACAUAUUGUUUGUAUUGUGGUCUUCAGGUAAAGGUCGGUUUCUCCACACAGCUCAUUUCUUUGUUAGAGGUUUGUCUGCAGCUGUUCUCAAUGUGACACUGAGACACUGAUCCUGUGUUAUAGGUUAAAGCUACAUGUGGUUUUAUGAGGCUUUUAUGAAUUCAACUCCUGCUGCCACUUGGAGCUGUUAAAAAUAAAGACUAAUGACUGACUAAUUUCAAGCCAAAAACAUUAGACACCUCAGCCUGAGGCUAACUCAGGUCUAUGUUGCCAUGGUAUCAACCAGUGAUGCCUGCGCUGACCCAACAACAAAAGAACAGGAAAAUGUGGCUCAUACAUGUGGUUUGCUAACAUUCCUCUGGAGAGAGCAGCCAAUUUUCCGAAUCAGAAUUUUCUUUUUAUUGUUUCACUCUUCAAGUAAAACGUCCUUGUAACUCUUCCAGUAGACAAACAUUUUUCUGCUGGGGUAAAUGGAGUUGAGCAGUUGGAUGCGGUUCCUCGUUCUGCCAUUCUUUGUAUGUUGAAAAAAGUCUUAAUUUACCCAGAAUUCAUUGUACCACUGUCCAGUUUAAGUUUAACUGAAUUUAAGUCAAGACCUAAUCUGCUUUGUGCUACAGAUGAAUUUAGACAUCAAUGAGAAGUCUGACUGUUUGUUUUAUCUACGACACUGUCAAAGUUUAUCUUUGUGAAACCGGCCCCUGUUCUCAGACUCCUGGACCUCACUGUGUAUCCUUUGUCUUCAGUCCUCAGCACCACACUCUCCUGUAGGGUUGACACAGUGACAUCAGGGAACCACAGAGCUGAGCUUCAUCUCAUCUAACGCUGACUGUUACAGUAUUUAAAAAAUCCACUCUCUCCUGCCACAGGAGUGAAACAUGUUGUAGUUAUUAAAAG
Seriola dumerili (greater amberjack) is the source of this 1737-nucleotide messenger RNA. It is a transcript of the gene lamtor3, whose product is annotated as late endosomal/lysosomal adaptor, MAPK and MTOR activator 3. The transcript has 7 exons. NCBI's taxonomy places the organism in Eukaryota, Metazoa, Chordata, Actinopteri, Carangiformes, Carangidae. The record is from RefSeq and is a predicted model, not a curated record. The coding region runs from base 143 to 517 and encodes 124 amino acids. Gene Ontology annotation, biological process: positive regulation of TOR signaling; cellular response to amino acid stimulus. Gene Ontology annotation, cellular component: Ragulator complex.